CUUCGUUCUAAAUUUAGUGCAAGACUCCGAAUUACAGUCAUCAAUCAUUGUCGUUAUCGCCAUUCUUCUACAUCAGCAGAAGCAGCAAAGGAAGCGAGAAGUAAUGUUGGGAGAAAGGAAGGGCCUGCGGGCAGCCGCUUUUCUCGUGGUGAUUGGGCCUCUGCUGGCUGCUAUUGCUCUGUAUGGGCUGGAGAGCGAGAUUAGCGCGGUGGAGCUGCCGGGCUACGGGGCGGCGCCGAUGGUGGUGAGGAGGAGGAACGACAAGGUGGGGAAGUGGCUGGAAAGGAUCGGGGAGGGUUCGGUCUUGGGGCCUGAGAACUUCGCCUACAACGCCGAGGAGGGUGCUCUGUACACGGGGUGCGCCGACGGUUGGAUAAAGAAGGUGGCCGUGGCUUCCGGCGACGGCGGAAGGCCGCCGGCGGUUACCAACUUCAGCUACGUGGGUGGUCGGCCUCUGGGCCUUGCGUUUACUCCCCAGAAGGAGCUCAUCGUUUGCGACUCCCCCCAGGGGCUGCUUAAGGUGAGGGAAGGCGGAUCUGUGGAGGUACUGGCGGACGAAGCCGGCGGAAUGAAGGUGGGGAUGGCGGACGGAGUUGAUGUGGCGAAGGACGGCACCAUCUACUUCACAGAUGCGACCUACAAGUACAGGGUAGAGGAUCAUAUGUUGGAUUUGUUCGAGGGCCGCCCCCACGGAAGGCUCAUCAGCUUCAAUCCCAUUACCAAGAGCACCCAAGUGCUCAUGGAAGGCCUUUACUUUCCCAACGGCGUCGCCGUCUCUCCGGCCGGCGACUUCCUCGUCUUCUGCGAGACUCCGGUGGCAAGGUGUCAAAAGUACUAUAUUGAAGGUGAGCAGAAGGGAACCUCGGAAAUGUUCAUCGACAACUUGCCAGGACUUCCAGAUAAUAUUCGAUACGACGGCAAUGGGCAUUUCUGGAUUGCCUUGGUCGCGAAUCGGAACCUGCUCUUGGACACGUUGAUGCGAUCUCCGUCUUUGAGGAAAGCACUACUGAUUGUCUUGAAGUUCAUGAAGUUACCUGAGGGUCAAUCAAACAGCGGGUUGUUGGCGGUAAAUCUGAAAGGCGAAGCCAUAGCUCUAUAUUCAGAUUCGGCACUAGACAAAGUCACUGUGGGGCUGCAGAUCGGAGACUACCUCUAUUUUGGCUUCUUGGAAUCCCAUUACAUGGCUCGGGUUGACAUCAAAACUCAUGCAGCACAUCCCAUAUAAGAAGUCCGCUUAGAGUGUUGGUUUUUUGAAAUUCUCACAAUAAAGAUAAAAACUUUUCAUUUUCAUAGCCUUUUCAAUAACAUGCAUAUAGAAAAAUCUGGGGACUUGCACUAUGUAAUUGCAAAAGAAUUAUGCAGUUAAGACUUCAGAGAUCAACAUUUAAGUGUUU
This is a messenger RNA of Nymphaea colorata (pocket water lily), 1394 nucleotides long. Its product is annotated as protein STRICTOSIDINE SYNTHASE-LIKE 6-like. NCBI's taxonomy places the organism in Eukaryota, Viridiplantae, Streptophyta, Magnoliopsida, Nymphaeales, Nymphaeaceae. The record is from RefSeq and is a predicted model, not a curated record. Gene Ontology annotation, molecular function: strictosidine synthase activity. Bases 104 to 1225 code for a protein of 373 amino acids. The transcript has 4 exons. Gene Ontology annotation, biological process: biosynthetic process.